This is a messenger RNA of Amphibalanus amphitrite, 2774 nucleotides long. Its product is annotated as protein phosphatase 1 regulatory subunit 3B-B-like. Gene Ontology annotation, cellular component: protein phosphatase type 1 complex. Gene Ontology annotation, biological process: regulation of glycogen biosynthetic process. The transcript has 3 exons. Bases 365 to 1654 code for a protein of 429 amino acids. Gene Ontology annotation, molecular function: protein phosphatase 1 binding; glycogen binding. NCBI's taxonomy places the organism in Eukaryota, Metazoa, Arthropoda, Thecostraca, Balanomorpha, Balanidae. The record is from RefSeq and is a predicted model, not a curated record.
GCCGGCGGCGUUCGUGGCGCUUAUGGCGCAGUUGUGACGGCUGCGCGCGGCGCUGGCGGGCGUCCGGGGACCGCCGGGCCGGCCGGCAUUUCGGCCGGGGACCUGCGCCGGUGCGGACCUCAUCGCUCCGCGCUCUACAGACGUGUGCCGGUCACUUCUCCAAUGGUGUGAGGUAGGAUAAAUAUGCUUCGAGCUUACGUGCUUCUAUACGCCGAGCCCAUGGAACUGGAACUUUCAUCUCCCGCUUAGGCAAGACAUACGGUGAAUCUCUUCAGGACUUGACGCACAACGCUUGAUACUGUUGGCUGACUGGUCGUCUGUCUCCAUGAAAGGACCUAUCCGAGUGUGGCCGCGUCGAUAAGAGAUGCUGGGGAAGCCUGAUUAUUCUACUGUUUCACGAGAGAUGUCGCUGGGCGCGCUGGUUCUUCCUGUAGACAUGGAGUUCUACAGUCUGAGCUCCUCACCUGUGUUGUCCUCGUCGCCGCGGCUGGGCGCCGACUUCCUCUCGUCCUCGCCGCUGCUGGGACCCGACUUCCUCUCAGAGCUGCAGCGGGGCGCCGGCAGGUCACCGUGGUCCGAGCCGCGACCGCGCCUCCUCAACCGCAUCAACUGCCAGCGGCGCUCGCCGGCGCCGCCCUCAGAUGACGAGGAGGAGGAUGAAGAGGACGAUGAGGAGGAAAAUGAGGAGGACUCGGCGGACCGGCCGCGAUCGAUCCUCAUUAUCCGCAGCGACUCGACUGAGGAGAGCAGGAGAGAGGAUAAGAAGAGGGUCGUGUUUGCUGAUGAUCGAGGACAGCCACUUGUUCAGAUCCGCCGGAUGCGGGAGCCGUCGCACAUGCCGCCGCGCUGGACGUCCCGCUUCCUCCGACACGUCACAGGAGUCGAGGCGGCCUCGUCAGCCCCGCAGGAGCCCCGGUUCCGACUCGACUUUCCGCAGCCGGCGGCCGAUUACAGCCGCUUCUGCGAGCGUCUGGACGCCAACAGCGUGGCACUGGAGCACGCCGUCUACAAGGAGGCAGAGGACCGGCUCACCGGCACCAUCAAAGUGAAGAACCUCCACUUCGAGAAGGUGGUAUUCGUCCGCGUGUCUGAGAACAACUGGCGCACGAGUCGAGACGUGGCAGCCACGUACGUGGCGGCGGCCAGCGGCGGCGCGGCCGGAGCCACCCUCUACGACCGGUUCAAGUUCGAGCUGCCGCUCACGUCGACUACGUCACGUCUCGAUUUUUGCGUGUGCUUCCGCUGUCCUCUGGGCGAGUUCUGGGACAACAACAACGGUGCCAACUACGGCGUCAGUCGCCAGAAGUCUGCGCAGGCGCAGCAGCACGGUCCGCGGGACAUCUACCCGCCCAGGUGGACAACUGGUCCUGCUUCUCCAGCUGGGGGGACGAGUUCGGAGGCGGGCCCUACUGGUGACGCGCUGGCCGCAGCUGCAGCGCCCCUGGCGGGCGCAGUGCGAACCAAGGAGGCGGCCCGUCGCCGGCGCCUCUGGCAUGGAGUCUCAGGUCGGCGUGAGGCUGGUGCGACCGGCACCAGCACGCUUCUGUCGGCAGUGAAACGGGCCUCACGUGCGAACUGGACCACCCGGAACAACCCUGUGCCGCUGAGACUGCCGGCGAUCCACAGAAGCCGCAGGGCGGCGAGCAAAAGCUGAUCCACCCUUCACUAGGAAAAAGGGAGGGGCGAAAGGAGGCCCCUGGGAAGGACCACCCCGUGCUACUCCACUGGUGGGAUCGGAGCAUGAAAGGGGAGGUGUGGCGGUGACCAGCCGCUCUUAUAUGAGAGAGACUCGGCCCCAAGUAGUGAGUAGCUGCCCCGGGGAGCGGUGCUGUGAGGUCGCAGUAGACGAGCGCUCGCCAUAGAGCGUGCGCCCUAUGUGGAGCGCCCUAACCGCCGUCCGCCGCCGCGGGCCGGCCUCGGGCGUCCUAAGGGCACGGCGGGCUGGAAAAACACCCGAUCUGAGAGAGCUGUGACUCCUCCAGUAGUGGAACGUGAACGUCCCUCAUGCGUUUUCGGGACAUGAGAGACAGCCCACCUAUAUAUACACACACGCGCGCGUGGGAGCGUUCAAAAGGCGCUUUAUCUUCUGUGCGCGAGCCUGUGAAGCAAAGUGCAAAUCAGAGGCUGGUGAGGCCUUUUAUGCAUCGCUGUGCGAUGCGGCGAUGCAAAGUCACCCUAUAUAUGCAUACUGUGUUCGGAUUCCUAUCCAAUGGUGGCGGCGUCGGGGAGCUGUGACUUGACUCAACUAAGAUGAGAGGCAUGGAUGGUGUGUAGCCGUCCUAAGACGGAGCUGUAACGUCUUGCCAGUGGCAGUGUGUCGAUGGUAUUGUCAUGUUCUGCAGGGAUCGAUCGGCUCUCUGGAUGCUGUGUGGGGAGGAGGCACAAUGUUGGUGGUGUUUCCCAGAGGGAGCUGACUAUGUUUUGUAGAGUUAUGUGUCCACCGGCACAUUAAACACAUGUUUGAUAUCGCGGCGGUAUACGUAAUGUUAUCGAGCCUGACACACAAGCAACUAGGCACUGUUGGACGCUGGUCUGUGUGGGUAUGUGUGCGUGUGUGUGCGUGACGCUGUCGAUGGCCGGAAUAAGUUUGGUGCCACCGACACGUGCAGCGCUGUGACGGUGGCAGGUUGCGCCGCCUGGAGCGACCUGUCUCAUAUGUGCCAUGGGUAGACUGGAGAGCCCGUCAGGGCCUGCCGAAAGACGAUGUUAUAUGAUCAGCGGAGCUGCUGCCACAGUCGCCGCCGAGGUGCAAUAUACACAGACUCCUCUUGUAA